GCACGUGAUUGCCUUUCUCAUCCACAUUUUCGGUGCGAACCCAAACUAUUGUAAACCCACCAGUUCGGCCCCCGCAAAACCCUUAACUCGUUCCGAGUCAACUCACCGACUCGAUCCAAAUGGACACGCACUCCUCACACCUUGCCGCGUCGAACCGUUCGCGGAGCUCGCAGACCCCGUCCCCGUCGCAUUCGGCCUCGGCCUCGGCCACCUCAUCGAUCCACAAGCGCAAGCUCGCGUCCGAGGAUCACGCGCCGCCGUUCCCUCCCUCUUCCUUUUCGGCCGACACUCGCGACGGCGCGUUGACGUCCAACGACGAUCUCGAGAGCAUUUCUGCUCGUGGCGGCGGCGCCGAUUCCGACUCGGACGAUGAGUCCGACGCUCUGGUCGACGACGAUGAGGAGGACUUCGACAACGACUCCUCCAUGCGAAACUUCACGGCUGCGCGCCUCGAUAACAGCGGCGGUUCUGCUGUGGCGCGCAACUCUAAACUCAAAAUUGAGAACGCGACGGUCAAGAAUGAGCCUUCGGAUGGCGCGAAAGAAGGCGGCGCCCCAGCCGGAGCCGGUGCCUCGGGGACCACCGCGGCCGCAGGGCCGGUUCCGGGGAUCGUGGUGAAGGAGGACGCCUCUAAGAUCUUCACUGAGAAUAUACAGACCAGUGGAGCUUACAGUGCUAGAGAAGAGAGUUUGAAGAGAGAGGAGGAAGCAGGGAGGCUCAAGUUUGUGUGCCUUUCGAAUGAUGGUAUUGAUCAGCAUAUGAUUUGGUUGGUAGGAUUGAAGAACAUAUUUGCCAGGCAACUACCAAACAUGCCAAAGGAGUACAUUGUCCGACUUGUUAUGGAUAGAAGUCAUAAAUCAGUUAUGGUUAUCAGGCGUAAUCAUGUUGUCGGUGGCAUAACAUAUCGACCAUAUAUCAGUCAAAGGUUUGGAGAGAUAGCCUUUUGUGCAAUCACAGCUGAUGAACAAGUUAAAGGUUAUGGUACUAGACUGAUGAAUCACUUAAAACAGCAUGCACGGGACGAGGACGGCCUAACCCAUUUCCUGACUUAUGCUGACAAUAAUGCUGUUGGCUACUUUAUUAAACAGGGUUUCACAAAAGAGAUUCACUUGGAGAAAGACCGAUGGCAUGGCUAUAUAAAAGAUUACGAUGGAGGAAUCCUAAUGGAAUGCAGAAUUGACCCAAAGCUUCCAUACACCGACUUAUCCACUAUGAUUCGUCGUCAGAGGCAGGCGAUAGAUGAAAAGAUAAGAGAGCUUUCAAACUGCCACAUUGUUUAUCCUGGCAUGGAGUUUCAAAAGAAAGAAGCUGGUAUACCUAAAAAAAUUAUCAAGGCCGAGGAAAUACCUGGCUUGAGGGAGGCUGGGUGGACCCCGGAUCAAUGGGGGCAUUCACGCUUCGGAACUUUGAGUAGUUCCACAGACAGUGCCAGGAAGAAUUUGACUGCAUUCAUGCGAUCACUUCUAAAGAGUAUGCAUGAACAUGCUGAUGCCUGGCCUUUCAAGGAACCAGUCGACGCACGUGAUGUUCCUGAUUAUUAUGACAUCAUAAAAGAUCCUAUGGAUCUGAGGACGAUGUCAAAGAGGGUAGAGUCGGAGCAGUAUUAUGUAACAUUCGAGAUGUUUGUUGCAGAUGCCAAGAGGAUGUUUGCAAAUGCACGCACCUACAAUUCCCCGGACACCAUUUACUACAAAUGCGCAACAAGGCUGGAAGCCCAUUUUCAAAGUAAAGUUCAGGUAGGUCUCCAAGGUGGUGGUGCCAAAAUCCAGUAGUGAAUUUUAUUUUAUUUUUAAUUGUAAGCCCAUGCCGUUAUGUUUCAAGUUGGUUUUUACUUUAUGUCCCGAUUGUUGCAAAAUUUUCAUAGGAAUAGAAGACAAUGUGUUGUAGAUUCAACGUUUGUUGAUACACUCAAGUAUUGAUGGGAUAGCAAUCGAAAUGUUCUUAAUUACUUGA
This is a messenger RNA of Pyrus x bretschneideri (Chinese white pear), 1953 nucleotides long. RefSeq names its product histone acetyltransferase GCN5. The coding region runs from base 120 to 1772 and encodes 550 amino acids. The transcript has 13 exons. The record is from RefSeq and is a predicted model, not a curated record. NCBI's taxonomy places the organism in Eukaryota, Viridiplantae, Streptophyta, Magnoliopsida, Rosales, Rosaceae. Gene Ontology annotation, cellular component: histone acetyltransferase complex. Gene Ontology annotation, molecular function: protein binding; histone H3 acetyltransferase activity. Gene Ontology annotation, biological process: positive regulation of transcription by RNA polymerase II; chromatin remodeling.